Chinchilla lanigera (long-tailed chinchilla) is the source of this 1920-nucleotide messenger RNA. It is a transcript of the gene Ppp1r17, whose product is annotated as protein phosphatase 1, regulatory subunit 17. The coding region runs from base 156 to 623 and encodes 155 amino acids. The transcript has 5 exons. Gene Ontology annotation, biological process: regulation of phosphatase activity. Lineage: Eukaryota; Metazoa; Chordata; Mammalia; Rodentia; Chinchillidae. The record is from RefSeq and is a predicted model, not a curated record. Gene Ontology annotation, molecular function: protein phosphatase inhibitor activity.
AAGAGGAGCUGGAGCCGAGCUGGGCAGCAGCAGCCACAGCACAGAGAAACAGCCCAGCCUCUCCCAGCAAGCUCUUCCUCCAGUCUCUCGCCCGUCCGUUGCAGAAUCUGCACCGAUUGUGCUGGAGAAGAACUACACACACCGUGUCUCUUUUGAUGAUGUCUACUGAGCAAAUGCAGCCCCUGGAGCUGUCAGAAGACAGACUGGACAAGCUAGACCCUCGCUGCAGCCACUUGGAUGAUCUUCCAGAUCAGUUCAUUAAGGGCUGCGAUCUCAAAAAGAAGCCAAGAAAGGGGAAAAAUAUGCAGCCCACCCUUAAUGAGGAGUCAGACCAGAAGAAACCAAGGAGGAAAGACACACCUGCCCUGCACAUCCCCCCUUUUAUCCCAGGUGUGAUUUCAGAACAUUUAAUUCAAAGAUACGAUAUUCAAGAGAGACAUCCAAAGAGCAAAAUGAGCCCAGCUCUUCAGAACACUGACCUGGAACAGAAAAAGCCAAGGAGAAAAGACACACCUGCCCUGCACGUGCCCCCCUUUGCAGCAGGUGUAACACUGCUCAGGGACGAGAGACCCAAAGUGAUCAUGGAAGAUGAUGAAAAGGAUGGCGACAAGAUAGCUAUUUAAAGACAUCUCCCCUGAGAUCACGUGUAAAUAGGUUAGAUUUGUUCCCUAUGGUGACCUAGAGUAAAAAUAGACUUGUUUCUGCUCUGAUUUCAUCCUAGUUUGACUCAGAUCUAGACACCUCUCUCUCAGGGGACACACUGUAUCAGAUUGCCAGUCACCUCUUUGUCUUUUUCUCCUUGAGUUUGGUUUCUAGUCCCACUUUCUGAAUUCUUCAAUGCAACGGAAAGGAAAUAGAUCAUGCCAAAUUAGGAGGUAACAGGAAAGCUCUGGUAUUCACUAUUCAUUUUCUGCCUCUUCUGGAUCAAUUCAUUGAGCAAAGAACAUGGAAAACAUGGGAAACCUUUGGUUCUGCUUUAUCUGUGGGGCAGAAUUUAGCUUAACAUCAUCCAAACACCAGUCCCAGCUGGAGUUCUCUCUUGUGAGUUGAACAGGUUAGAUCAUUCGUGUUCUGACUCACUGAUUGUUUUGGAAUGUGAUCUUUUAUUCCUCCUGUUUUAUUUUAAGAGUCAAUUCUGGUGAUAUUCCUGAAAUCUUUGUGGCUGAUACUAUAAAGUUGAGUUUAUAAGCUGGGAGAGUCAAUCCAGUGUAUCAUACCUGACUGAGAAUAACAGAAGUGGAGAAUGCUGGUAUCCAAGAAGUUCACCGUAUCUCUUCAUAUUUACUUUUUAUUUCUAUAAACAACAGUUCUUAACCACACUGCCCUGACAUUUAUGAAUUGGGUCCCAAGUGAGUCAUUACUAAGGACAACUAAAAUACCAAUGUCUGUGAUUAAUCUGUUUCUUUAAAAAAUAAGGCCAACUGAAAGCCAUUCUGAUACUUUUGGCAUCUGACUUAUUUAGGCUCCAAUAAUCCUUCUUAAAAAGGAGGGGAGGGCUGGGGAUUUAGCUCAGCGGCACAGCGCCUGCCUGGCAAGUGCAAGGUCAUGAGUUCAAUUCCCAAUACUGGAAAAAAAAAAAAAAAAGAAAAGAAACAAAAACAAAAAAGUAGGAGGGGAAAGUGAAAUGUUACCUAAUGAGCUGUAUUUAAUCCCUGUCCCAGGCUGCGAACUGUGGGAGCCUGGGGUGGGAGUGGGGAUUUGUGCAUUGACCUCGUCCGUGAGGCAGUAGAUAGGGAAAAGGUGAGAACUAUUAUUAAAAGGAAGAAAAGUAGAUGUUCAGAUCAUCAUACUGAAGAGUGACAAUGUGCAAUUUAUCUCUGUGUAGCCUGGUUCCAACCAUUUGUUCACCCCUUUGUCCUUCUGUACCCCUCACACACAUGGAAAAGAUGAAAGAUCCUGCUGGAAAUAAAAGUACUUCCA